Gossypium raimondii (Peruvian cotton) is the source of this 1173-nucleotide messenger RNA. RefSeq lists its product as hypothetical. The coding region runs from base 221 to 940 and encodes 239 amino acids. The record is from RefSeq and is a predicted model, not a curated record. Gene Ontology annotation, cellular component: endoplasmic reticulum; SNARE complex. The transcript is spliced from 8 exons. Gene Ontology annotation, biological process: retrograde vesicle-mediated transport, Golgi to endoplasmic reticulum. Gene Ontology annotation, molecular function: SNAP receptor activity. Lineage: Eukaryota; Viridiplantae; Streptophyta; Magnoliopsida; Malvales; Malvaceae.
CACCGCUGAUACACAAAGCAAAGGGAGUCUUAAUAUUUGCAAAGAAAAUAAAAUAGUAUAAAAAUUUACAGAAAUCAGACGGAAAGAACAGAGAGGGCGUGGUCACUCACUGGCGAGAGAGAUCCAAAGGCCAAAAGGAACGCAGAGAACCAGGGGAGCUGCUGCACUCCCAAUUCAACAGCAAAUCAACUCUUAACCUGCUGCAGGUCAGGGAUUAGAGAUGGGAAGGAGUAAAACAGAAGUGAAUUUUCAAAGGUUACUUGCAGCUGCACCUCAACAAAGGAAUCAUUCUAAACUCAUGCAUUAUGUUGCGACUUUACGAGAACUUUUAGAACAGUUAGCUGAAGAGAGAACACCUGAAGGUUUACCUAGAGUUUCAAGUGCUGUGGUCAAUGAUUAUUCAAAAAAGAUUGAGGAAAUUGCUUCAGAAUUAACUGCCCCACUGCCCGAAAUUAAGGUAUCCCAGGAGCCCAUCACAAGAAACUCUUUUAAGCAGAGUCCUAAAUCGGAUUCAGAAAACCACAUGCCUUCCUCUCCAGGAUUAAGAAGGAGAGUUGUGCCUGCCUCGAACAUCAAAGAUAGAACUCAUGAAAUCACUGAGGCUGAUGCAUCUGUACCUAUCAAACUAGAUGCGGCUGCAGAAGCACACAUACAGAAGCACAGAAAGCUUCAAGAGGAUUUAACCGAUGAGAUGGUUGGAUUGGCACAGCAACUUAAAGAGCGUAGUCUCAUGAUGAGCCGGUCCUUGGAGAACACUGAAAAGAUACUUGAUUCCACCGAGACAGCUAUUGAGCAGAGUCUUGCUACCACCGGGCAUACUAAUGUACGUGCGAUGAAGAUAUAUUCCGAAACCUCUAAGACUACAUGUUUUCAAUGGCUUCUAAUGUUGGCCAUGAUAUGUGUUUUCAUCAUGGUUGUGCUUCUGAUUCGUGUAACAUAAAAUAGUUCUUGAAAAUGACUACUCACCUGGGAAGACUCAUGAGGUAAAUGCUUUUACCUUUUGAAACGAUGCCUGCCAUGAUUAGCGCUUCUUCAUUCUAUCAAUGUGUUAUAAGUAGGUUUUACUGGCUAUACAUUUGUAGAAUCGAGGUUUAGUACUGGCAGACGCAACUUUUGUAGUUUGUUGCCGAUGAUGAUUAACGUUCAGUUCUGUAUAUAUUUAUCUUUUUCCCA